Molecule: messenger RNA, 1563 nt
Organism: Eurytemora carolleeae
Lineage: Eukaryota; Metazoa; Arthropoda; Copepoda; Calanoida; Temoridae
Exons: 8
Coding region: 459-1061 (200 amino acids)
Source: RefSeq, a predicted model, not a curated record
UCUUAUGGGAUGAGAGUAAAAAUGGAAAUUCUGAAAUAUUAUUUAUUUAUCCUUCAACCAAAAAAUUGUAAGGUUUGCGUUGAACACUUAUCGAGGGAAAUAGCAUUUUUCACACAAGAGGAAUUAAAAUAAAACCCUUCUUAUCUAAAUCUAAAUUCAUAUUUGGUGGAUCACAAUUUUAUUUCAUAAAAGCAUUUUUGCAUUUUGGGGUUAGGUUUAGUCGAAGAGCAGUUAUAAUAUAUGGAGUAUAUACUUUGUAUAAUACUUUAUAAUAUAUAAUAUAUGGGUAUAAAGCGUACCUCAGUAAAUAUUUAUAUAUCUAAUCCUUAAUCAGGAUGAAAAUUACCCAUUUAAAAAGCAUAAAUUUUCGUGAAUUCUAGUUCUUAACUAGUAUCCUGUAUCAUUAACAUUUUUUAACCGCUGCCAAUACAAAUAUUUUUUUUAAUUUUCAGAUAAAGAUGUCGCUCGGAUUGAAAGGGGUGGUACAAGCUGAAGCCUUCUCCUCGGUGAAACUUGGACUGAAGCCUGGAGGAACUCCAAAUCUAGUUUUAACCCCCUCUACCUCCUCCAACCCUACCCGGAGUAAACAACCCUGCUCUCCGUACCACCAGUCUACUCCUUCUAGGUCAUUACAAGCCAGCAAUGCGUCAGCACUUCUUGGAACUCCCAUUUCAGGACGGAAAGACACAGGUCUAGACCGACCAGGAACUCCUUUUGGUCGAUCCUCACCCUUCGCUUUUCUUCAUCGCCUCACACCCAGUAGGAGGAAUUCCUGGUCUGCGAAUACUCCUGAGUGUGCUAGGGACCUUGAAUGGUGUAACUAUGUUGAUUGUAACACACCAAGGAGUCGGGCACGCUGGGAGUUUAAAUCUCCCCUGAAGGGUAGCCCAGCCAAGAGACUGUUCUCUUGGGGGUGGGAAGGAGAGUUUAAUGAAUCUUUAGAUGUAGAUUCGGAUUCAGAGGUGUUUGAAGAAGGAUAUAUACCGUUGACUGAUCUGAAUUCUAGGGUGACUCAUAUGCUGCACAUUAGAGACUUCGAAUCCCUGCCCUCAACCUUAUAAACCAUGAUUGAUAUGUAUACUGUAUAGUUUAUGUUUAAGUAAUAUUUAUACUUUUAUUUGUAGUAAUUUUUAGCCAAGGUCAAUUUAUAGAUUAUCAUGUGGAUUGACCCUGAUCUGACCCCCCUUCACAACAGUGCCCAUGUAACCCAUAUCUUACAAUUUAUGCGGGGAAAAUAAUCGUUGUUUUUCUGUUAUGGACAUGGGAAAUAUCUCUUUAUUUCCAUUUUUGUCUUUCCUGCAUAAUUCCGAAAAAUCCUAUAAAUUGGAUCCUAAUUUAUUAAGAAGUACAAAUAGAUAAAACCAAAGAUACCACAAUGAUAUGUUUAGACUACGGUCUAGAGGGUACUGUUGUUAAGUCGGGCAUGUCACUUUAUAUUUUGAGAAAUACCACAAUUUACGCCAACAGUCCCUUGAACCCGAUGUUGUUUUGUGACCGGACAGAAGGAACCCAUUAUUUUAUUCUAGCGACGAUGUCCCAGAAAAUAAUCUCAAUUGUUUCAGA